Pocillopora verrucosa is the source of this 1823-nucleotide messenger RNA. RefSeq names its product epoxide hydrolase 4. Gene Ontology annotation, molecular function: hydrolase activity. Lineage: Eukaryota; Metazoa; Cnidaria; Anthozoa; Scleractinia; Pocilloporidae. The record is from RefSeq and is a predicted model, not a curated record.
UAGGUUACGAAAUAAUAAUUAGUUUGUGGGAUAUUUGCAUAGCAAUCUGUUUGGUCAGAGUCGUAUGCGAGAGACUUACCAUUAUGGCGAGGAAACUGAUUGAAACUCUCUUUACAUACUGCUUCGUUACAUAUUAUGGGCUGAUGAUGUUCUUUGUAGUCUUAUGGCAGAUGAUACGUCGACUUGCAAUCCCUCCUCGAGCAAAGCGAAGAGAAACUCCUCCAGUAUGCCUUCUAAACCCUGAACUUGGAACUCACCACUUUCUAAGAACAGCUUCAAACAUAAAAAUUCACUAUGUGGCCAAAGGUGAUCCACAAAAACCACUUAUGCUCUGCCUUCAUGGCUUCCCUGAGUUUUGGUAUUCAUGGCGAUAUCAGUUGAAAGCUUUCAGUGAUGAGUAUAGGGUGGUUGCAGUAGAUAUGAGGGGUUAUGGACUUAGUGAUCAUCCAGUAGGAAAGGACAAAUACAAGGGUUCAUACUUGGUGAAUGAUGUCAAAGAAGUGAUUGAGGGACUGGGCUACAGUUCAUGUGUGUUGCUUGCCCAUGACUGGGGAGGUGCCAUUGCAUGGAGGUUCACCCACAUUCACCCUGAGUUUGUUGACCGGCUGAUUCUGUGCAACAUUCCACAUCCAGCAUGCUUUGCAAAGUGUUUGAAGUCAUCUAAGAAACAAUUCCAUGCUUCCUGGUACAUGUUUUUCUUUCAGUUGCCUUACCUUCCAGAGUACGUGCUAGAGAUGGAUGACUUCAAAGUUUUUGACGAAGGUUUUGGGGAAGGCAAAAAUUUCCACGAAGAAGAUUUAGAGGCAUACAAAUAUUCUAUGUGUCAGUCUGGGUGCAGUGGUCCUGUAAAUUACUACAGGGCUGCAUUUUCACACAGAGAUUUGCCUCCCACAACCUUUCACACCAAGAUCAAGGCUCCUACCCUUGUGGUUUGGGGCACAGGAGAUGCGUUUCUAAUGGUGGAAACGUUGAAAGGAACAGAAGAUUUUGUGGAAGAUUUGACCAUCAAAUACGUUGACGGAGCAACUCACUGGGUCCAAAUCGAUGAAUAUGAGGACGUGAACAAACACAUUCGUGAGUUUCUCAAUGUCCAUCCUCUGGAAUCUUUACAGAAACCAGAUUAAGAGAAGACGUGAACAUAUCAGGGUGCCUUUUCGUUGAUAACCUCUGUUCCGAAGAAGAAAGUGGAUUUCUGUCAAAACUUUCGAAGAAAUAAGUCUUCUGUUCUUAGAAAAUAGAGUGGAAAUAACUGAUAACUUGGUAUCAAUUGGUAGUUCUCGCAAUCAUCAUCAGGAUCUUGAAGUUUGUAAUAUUUAGAGAAAUUUGCCCUUAUGGAUGAUAUGAAUAGUAUUCCAUAUAUUUUACGUAGGGUUUCUUACAAGGGAAGCAGUGUUAGAUCACAUAACAAUUAUCAAUUAGAUGAGAAUGAAAGUAUAUGAAAAUAUAUGACUUUCAUAUAUUCUAACCGUUUAUUAAUUAGAUGAUGUUGAAAGAUGUUAGAGAUUCGUCCAGCUUACUGUUAGAUGCUCACUACUAACGGAGCCACUUAGAAACCCCUAGUGAACUGGGCUCGAGCUAGGCCAUUUCUAGAAUGGACGAUGUUUUUGUUUUGAAGUUGUUAGUUUUCAGGAAUGUGUUAUGAUAAAAACUCGAAGACUUAAGUCGAGAGGGUUUGUGUGCAGUUUCCUCCGACAUUUUAAUAAAUAUAAAUCAAAGUAUUUUCACUGCACACAUGGCUAAAGAAAACUCGGUGAGGAAAACUUGCAGGAGUACAGUUUUAUCAUGCAGCACCUUAAUAAAUGUCUUUGUCUAGUCGCCUAGAA